AUGGGAAUUAGAGGUGUAUGGAAGAUGCUUAAAGGGGAAGAAGUCUUGCAUUCGGCUGUUGCUGAGCAGUCUUUGUGUGUUGAUGCGAAUUUCGUUCUUUUUGGGUGUUUGCAUAGUACUGAUGUGAAGCGUAUUUCAGAGUAUACUCUUAAACGGGUUGGAGUAUUAUUACAACUGGGUAUUGAUCCAAUUUUCGUCUUUGAUGGGCAGCGGCCUAUGUUCAAACGGCCUCGUGAGAUAAGAUCGUUGCCAAGAAAAAGAAGUAACCAGGCCGAGCUAGAAGUAGAAAGGGAUCGUUUAACUACUGACACACUUGAAUCUUCAGAAACUAGUCCAAGCCAAGAGAUGAUGCUAAUCUGGCCGACGCCAUUUAUAGGCAUGCUCUUUCCAGAAUCGGAGCACCCGCCCAACUAUGCCGAAAUGGAGCUAGAGGAGUUUUCUAACUACCAAAUAGAUAAGAUUGCGCAGAGACACAAGCAUAUACGACAAAUGACACAGCAACGAAUGCACGGAGAAAGCAAUCUAACGUACAAAUUGCAGCAACGAAUAGUCCAUCGACAAGUGCCUGAAAGAAGUAAGCGGGGACGAAAUGACUACCACCAAACAGUGGCUGAACUAGACAAACUAAAGGAACUGGUUGGUUUUGACUUAGAAGGAGUUGAAGCCGAUCGGAUUUGCUCUAGUAAGACUAAAGCCCACCCUGAAGAGACGCGGGCAUUUGCUGAGUUUAAGCGCACGAACAACCCUAGCACAGUCUUAAGUGUGCCGGCACAGUUUGAGAAGAGCGAAUGGCAGCGAGAAAUGGAGACCUACGAUAUUACAAAGAAGGACAUCUUUUUAGCUGGUGACUCGGUGGCCAAGCAAGCUAUGCCGUUUGGGUACCGCGUAGUAACAGAUAUUUUGGACUUGUUGGGAAUCAAGUAUGCUAUUUCACCAGCUGAAGCUGAUCCGGUUUAUAGCGGCUUAGAAGAAGCCUUUGGAACAGAGGGCGUGAUUACAGAUGAUAGUGAUGUUUUGUUGUUUAGUGCACAGCCGGUUCUAAGGCACUUUUUCAAGCGCGAAGAGAGUCUCAAGCUCUAUAAGACAAGCAACCGGCCUUUGGAGUAUAGCUGGAUUGAGUUAGUACUGCUGGCUUGGUUGCUUGGCUCGGACUAUUCGCCGGGCAUUAAUGGUAUUGGCCCGAAAAAGGCAGCCAGACUAGUGCAGUUAUAUCGAGAAGAGAUAAAGAAAAGAGAUUUGUUAGAAGGCCUACCUAUGCCGGCUAACGAGAUUGAUAGUGAGAUAAUUUGUCGUUUAUUUCAACAAGAACACCCAGAAGUUUCCAUUCAACAGCAUCUGCUGUCUCUUUCUCAAACUCGGCAAAUCUACACAGAAGUACAUUUCAAAGUCAAAGUCGAAAAUGCCAAACCAAAACAAGUAAUAAUCCCAGAUCUAAUCAACCUACUAAACCGCCAAACGCACUGGGCCCAAACGGACAAUGAUAUCUUCCUGCGCAUCAUUGAUAAGAUCAACAAGCAGCGACUUAACCAAGAGCAAACAACAGCCCAUCCAAACUGA
Molecule: messenger RNA, 1557 nt
Organism: Nematocida homosporus
Lineage: Eukaryota; Fungi; Microsporidia
Exons: 1
Coding region: 1-1557 (518 amino acids)
Molecular function (GO): 5'-flap endonuclease activity; DNA binding
Source: RefSeq, a predicted model, not a curated record